This is a messenger RNA of Daucus carota subsp. sativus, 2100 nucleotides long. RefSeq names its product eukaryotic translation initiation factor 5. The record is from RefSeq and is a predicted model, not a curated record. Gene Ontology annotation, biological process: formation of translation preinitiation complex; formation of cytoplasmic translation initiation complex; translational initiation. The transcript has 2 exons. Gene Ontology annotation, cellular component: cytosol. Gene Ontology annotation, molecular function: eukaryotic initiation factor eIF2 binding; GDP-dissociation inhibitor activity; translation initiation factor activity. Bases 438 to 1778 code for a protein of 446 amino acids. Lineage: Eukaryota; Viridiplantae; Streptophyta; Magnoliopsida; Apiales; Apiaceae.
GUACAGGGUUUGUACAUCUAUAUAAACUCAUUCCAGACUCAUCUUAUUUCUUCACCUUAACCUCUUGCCUCACGCCAAUUCGCCUCUCCCUUCUCUUCAAUCUCCUUUAUUCUUCGCCGCCUCCAUCUCAAUCUCAUCGCUCAGGUUAAUCUGCAACGGUGUUAGCCAAAGUGUAGGCUUGCAAGUCAGAAACAUUUUUAUGUCUGAACAGGCCACCCUGUUUUGUUCAUCAUUUGGGUUGCUCGGUGGAUACUGUCCGUCGUCCAGGAUAAAGGAUAAGGUUGGCUGUAUGCAUAUUGAAGCAUUGCAGGGUUUUAACAGAAACUGUGAGGGUUGCCAAUUUACGCGGCCUUGUCAAUUUAUUGCGAAGGAUACUAAAUCUGUAACACACCCCUUCUACCUUCUUUAAUAAUAUAUUUUUGGAGGUUACCUUGAAGAUGGCUUUGCAGAAUAUUGGUGCUGGAAACAAAGAUGAUGCCUUUUAUAGGUAUAAGAUGCCAAGGAUGAUAACAAAGAUUGAAGGUCGGGGAAAUGGCAUCAAGACUAAUGUUGUCAACAUGGUUGAUAUCGCCAAGGCCUUGGGUAGGUCUGCUGCUUAUACAACUAAGUACUUUGGUUGUGAGCUGGGAGCUCAAUCCAAAUUUGAUGAAAAAUCUGGUGCUUCGCAUGUUAAUGGCGCGCAUGACACUGCUAAACUUGCUGGCCUUCUAGAGAACUUCAUUAAGAAGUAUGUUCAGUGUUAUGGAUGUGGGAACCCUGAGACUGAGAUAAUUAUAACUAAAACACAGAUGGUUACCCUCAAAUGCGCAGCAUGUGGACAUUUGUCGGAUGUUGAUAUGAGGGACAAGCUUACUACCUUCAUCAUCAAAAAUCCUCCUGAGAAGAAGGGGGCUAAAGACAAAAAGGCAAUGAGGAGAGCUGAGAAGGAGCGCCUGAAAGCAGGUGAGGCUUUGGAUGAGGAGCAGAAGAAGCUAAAAAAAGAAGCUGUUAAGCAAAAAGGCAGCACUAAGGAUGGAUCAUCCAAAGCUUCAAGCAAGAAGAAAGUAAAUGUGUCUGAUGAAGACAAGUCUCCUGCAGGAAGCCAGGCAGAUGAGAUGGAAGCAGUGGGUGGUAAGGAUGAUGAUGAUGACGUCCAAUGGCAGACUGACACUUCAGCUGAAGCAGCUCGACUGAGGAUCCAGGAACAGCUCAGUGCUGUAACUGCUGGUAUGGUUAUGCUUGAUACAACUGAGGAGAAGCCGAAGUCUGGAAAAAGCUCGCCAGUGCGUGAAGAGAAACCUAAAGUCAAUGGUCAGUCAAAUGGUGCUGCUAAUGCUAGCACCCUUCAUGAGAAGCUUGUGCUUGAGAUCAAAGAUUAUCUCAAAAAGGGUUCCUCUGCAAGCAAGUUUAAACCCUUUCUGGAUACACUCUCUGGUUCAUCUCAGCAAGUCUUCGAUGCAAUUUUUGAAGCUAUGUUUGAUGGUGCUGGAAAGGGAUUUUCAAAGGAGGUGACUAAGAAGAAAAACUACCUAGCAGCUGCUACUCGGGAUGAAGGAUCACAACUUGUUCUACUGAAUGCAUUUGAGGCAUUCUGUGGGAAAGCCAGUGCUGAGGCAGUGAAGGAAGUGGCUUUGGCGCUGAAAGUUCUGUAUGACAGCGAUGUGCUUGAAGAAGAGUUUAUAGUGGAGUGGUACGAGAAGGGCUUGAAUGGCAACAAUAAAGACUCCCUGAUCUGGAAGAAUGUCAAACCAUUUGUCGAGUGGCUUCAGAGUGCUGAGUCUGAAACUGAAGAUGAAUGAGUCCUGGAGCCCAAAUCCUGUUCUGGCAUGUUUUCUUUUUCUAUUUCGUACUGUUUCUAUCGUGUCCUGGGGUCUCUGACUCACAGCUUGCUAUAUUGUUUGGUCUUUUACUGGUGUCUGAUUGUGUCUUUUAUUACCUUCUGUUUCUGCUGUUGUGUCCUGGCCCCUGGGGUCUCCGACUCACAGCUUGCUAUUUGGUUUGGUCUUGAACUGGUUUUUGAUUAUCGUUGUUUGGGUUUGGUCCUAGAACUGGUUAUUAUUAUUAUCGUUUGGUUUGGUCUUGAACUGGUUUUUGAUUAUCAUUGUUUGGUUUGGUUUUGAA